Caenorhabditis briggsae is the source of this 1239-nucleotide messenger RNA. Gene Ontology annotation, biological process: carbohydrate metabolic process. Bases 1 to 1239 code for a protein of 412 amino acids. The record is from RefSeq and is a predicted model, not a curated record. The transcript has 3 exons. Gene Ontology annotation, molecular function: chitin binding. NCBI's taxonomy places the organism in Eukaryota, Metazoa, Nematoda, Chromadorea, Rhabditida, Rhabditidae.
AUGCAUGACGAAACUACUAGGCAAGAACUACUGCAAGGCUCUGGAAGAUCCAACAGCCUGCCUGUCAAUGAGAUCAAAAAAUUUCGAGAAAUUUUCCUUCCAUUCCUCAUCAUUUGUAUUGCAUGUGCGCCUGUCGCUUAUCUUCUUUCGUUUCUCUUAACCGAAUACAUUUUACCACGAGACGUUUGUCACAAACGUGUGGUUGGAUAUUAUACAGUUUGGGAGAAGAAGACGCUGACUGUGAAUCAACUUGAAAAUUUGACCCAUCUCAUUUUUAUGUUUGCUUACAUAACCAGUGAUGGAAGUGUUAAAGUCAAAGAAGGAGCAUAUACAACGAGAGCGUAUGACAUGAAGGAAGUUAUAAGCAUGGCUAGAAAAAAUGGGAGUCUCAAAUUGAUGAUGGCCGUUGGCGACCACGACGCAACCGUGUAUCCUUCGAUGCUUUCGGAUCCUGUGAGAAAGAACACAAUCACUCAACUGUUCGAAGAAUACGACAUUGAUGGAAUUGAAAUUUUCUGGAUGUACGUUUCGGAAAAGGAUAAAGUGAAUCAUAUGAAACUGAUUCGAGAAGUUCGGAAACAUUUGACAUCUUUGAAGACUUCGAAAGGAAAAAAAGAAGAUUAUGUGUUUAGUACUAUCUCAUCUCGGUACACUGGGAAUCGCGAACACAUCUACAACAAUGAAGUUUUGAAAUACGUGGAUUUCCUAACCGUUCAAUCUCAUGAUUGGUCGUAUUUGAACAAAUAUGUUGGACCGGUUGCACCAUUAUACGGAGGACCGAAGGAUAGUAUUGAUGAUGCCAUGAAAUAUUUGGUCUGCCAAACCGAACAACCAAGUAAGCUGAAUCUUGGAAUUCCGAUGUUUGGCAUCCAGUGGAUAAACACUUCGAUGCCGAUCGAUGACUCUAGAAAUCAACUUUCAAUACCAAAGAAAGCUGGAGAAAAGCAAUACUCUUACUUUUUCUGGAGAGAAGAGGAGGCCAAAACCUUUAUUCCUUCUGAAGUUUCAUGGCAUGCAAAAUCACAGACUCCAUAUAUGUUUCGAAAUAAUAUUUUUCUAAGUUUCGAAAACGAAAGAAGUGUUCAAGCAAAAGCCAACUAUACAAGAAUGAAGAAUAUCGGAGGAAUAGCAAUUUAUGCGAUUGAUCAAGAUGAUAAAUAUGUUCUGGUGAACGCUAUAUCAUCAGUGAACUUAUGUUCCGGAGAAGAUGAAAAUAAAAUUCAAUAUGAUUGUAAAUAA